GCCAACAGAGGUUGCAGACUGGGUUGAUUUUGAGUGACAAGAUCAAAUAGCCAAAAUGUCGGCAACACUAGACUUGGAGAAAGGAUGCACAGUGGAUGAACUGUUACAUGGAUGCAUUGAAGCCUUUGACAAUGAGGGCAAGGUCCGGGACCCGCAGCUGGUCCGCAUGUUUCUCAUGAUGCAUCCGUGGUACAUCCCAUCCUCUGAGCUGGCUGCGAAACUGCUUCAAAUUUAUCAAGAGUCUCGUGGAUCAGAAAACAGCUCCUUGCCAGUUAAAACUUGCCACCUAGUCAGGUACUGGGUCUCAGCCUUCCCUGCAGAGUUUGACCUCAACCCAGAACUGGCCGAGCAGAUCAAGGAGUUGAAGGAACUUCUUGGGCGGGAAGGGAGCCGUCGACACAGCAACCUGAUCGAUAUUGAGAGCGUCCCGACUUACAAGUGGAAGAGACAGGUGACCCAGCGGCACCCCGUUGCACAGAAGAAGCGCAAGAUGUCACUGCUUUUUGAUCACCUGGAGUCAGGAGAACUGGCAGAACACCUCACCCACCUUGAAUACUGCUCCUUCAGCAAAAUCCUGUUCCAGGAUUAUCACAGUUUUGUGAUGCACGGAUGCACAGUGGACAACCCGAUCCUGGAGAGGUUCAUCACUCUCUUCAACAGCGUCUCCCAGUGGAUUCAGCUCAUGGUGCUCAGCAAGCCCACCGCUCAGCAGCGGGCCCAGGUCAUCACCCGCUUCGUCAUGGUGGCCCAGAGACUUCUCCAUCUGCAAAAUUUCAACACUCUGAUGGCCGUGAUCGGAGGACUGGGCCACAGUUCCAUCUCUCGCCUAAAGGAGACACACAGCUUUGUGAGUCCAGAGACGACAAAGGUCUGGGAGUCGCUGCUGGAGUUGCUGUCUUCGGCAGGGAAUUACAGCCGCUACCGGCGGUGUUUUGCGGAGUGCGUGGGGUUCAAGUUCCCCAUCUUGGGUGUCCACCUCAAGGACCUGGUGGCUGUCCACGUGGCCCUUCCCGACUGGCUGGACCGGACGCACUCCCGCCUGAACGGCAAUAAGAUGCAGCAGCUGUUUAGCAUCCUCAGCGACCUGGCCAUGGUUCAAAGCAUCCGCCCGCCCUUCGAGGCGAACCCCGACCUUCUCAACCUGCUCAUGGUCUCCCUGGAUCAAUACCAAACAGAAGAGGAGAUUUAUCAACUCUCUUUGCAACGUGAACCCCGAAACAAGUCUACGCCUUCCAGCCCCACAUUCUCUAACCCACCCCCUCAGCCUGUUAUGAUCGAGGAAUGGGCCUCAGUGCCAAAACCGAAGCCAGACCAAGCGGUUGUGCGCAAACACAUCGAGAAGAUGGUGGAGUCUGUUUUCCGGAACUUUGAUGUCGAUGGAGAUGGGAAUAUUUCCCAAGAAGAAUUCCAAAUCAUCCGGAAUAAUUUUCCAUAUCUCUGCAAAUUUGGAGACCUGGAUGAGAAUCAAGACGGUUGCAUCAGUCGAGAAGAGAUGGUGUCCUACUUCAUGAAGUCCAGCUUGGAGCUGAAUGGGAAGAUGGGUUUCAUCCACAACUUCAAUGAAACCACCUUUCUGCGCCCAGUUGCUUGCCGUCACUGCAAGGGCCUGAUCAUUGGCCUCUACAAGCAAGGACUAAAAUGUCGAGCCUGUGGGGUGAAUUGCCACAAACAGUGCCGGGAUCUGCUUUCGGUUGAGUGCCGCAAACGCACCAAGAGUGUCAGCCUCGAUGGAUCAGUAUCCCUACCAGCCCGGUCCUUUAGUUUCUCGCUGCCCCGUCCUGGCCGGACUUCCCUGCGACAUACAGAAAUCCAGGAGGAAGACGUACAGGCUGGGGAAGACGGGGUUUUUGAUGAGAAGCUAUGAGACCAGCUCAGCUCAGCAGACGGCCUGGAAUCCAAGCAUGAGAAACACCUCGUCCUUCUCGGGGACCACAGCCGGUCUGCCAGUGCUCUCCCCUCCCCAAAUUCAGUGGGGCGUGUCCUUUGGAGGAUGGGGCCUCUCCAUUUUGAAAGCACUUUGGCAAGGGAAAUAGGAGAAGCUUCUGCCCCACCCCAAGGCCUUUUAGAAAUGUGUGUAUAUUUGUACCAAGAACUGGAUUCAAAGAUGUAAUAAUAAUUAGAAUAAAUUUGACACCUGC
Molecule: messenger RNA, 2138 nt
Organism: Pseudonaja textilis
Lineage: Eukaryota; Metazoa; Chordata; Lepidosauria; Squamata; Elapidae
Source: RefSeq, a predicted model, not a curated record